Messenger RNA from Lingula anatina, 2309 nucleotides. RefSeq lists its product as uncharacterized. Lineage: Eukaryota; Metazoa; Brachiopoda; Lingulata; Lingulida; Lingulidae. The record is from RefSeq and is a predicted model, not a curated record.
AUCACUGUAUAUUUCCGCGUUGAAUUGGGUCUUAUAUACACGAGAGACGUGCAUAAAGAGACCCAGCGGUCGCGACGCGGGAUUAGCACUCAAGAGGACCAAAGAGACACACGACUCGGCCUUAAGGAAUCAUGGCGCCAGACAAGCAUUAUAUAGCAAAUAUUUCAACAAUUACAGACUCGAAAAAGCCAUCUGCAGAAACGAAUUCCGCCGCCACGACCAGGAAGGCGUCGUCCUACAAGUUCCUGUGUGUAGCCGUCACAGCGUUCCUCCUUCUGGCAGUGCUAGGGGGCGUUCUGCUAACGGUUUCCCUAACCACGCCUGCCCGGGACUGGCUCCACGCGGCAAAUGUGAAGAAAUGUACUCUAAGAUAUAAAGGGCAAGGAAUGGAGGAGAAACAAGAUAUUCAGAUCAAUUUAGUGGACGGCUGGGAAGCCAUUCAUACUCUAGGAAUUGACGAGAGAACGGAGGCGUUCAUUCUCCAUGACUUUAAAGCGAGGAAGACGGUGGUUCGUUUUGCUGACGAGAACAAAUGCCUUUUGCGAGACAUGGCGCUGAGCAUGGACGAGUCAACCUUGCGGGAAGCGGAAAAAAUUAGCGAGAGUGCAGAUAAGAUCGAUUACGUUACACAAACCAACCAGGAGUAUUUCAGAGUUGGAAAAAGAUCAGAAAACCAGGGCAAUCUCAGCUCCGCUAUUUCAGAGUUUUGCGGGGAUUAUGAAGUGCGAACAUUAGAAAAGGUUCCAGGGGAUGGAGUCGAUAGCUUAGUUGCCCACCGUCAGCGCCGUAUGGCUGAGGGCUGCUUUACACAAAGUGCCUGCAAGAGGAAAGAAACUUGCAGCAUCAGGACGGAAAAAUACUGCAAGAGAACCGUGCCACUCAAUCAAAUAGUUGGGAACCGCAGAAGAAAUGGCGGCAGACCUGGAGGUCGGGGUCAAGGUCGCAGGCAAGGUGGAGGUCGUGUUCUAGGUGGAGGUCGCAGGCAAGGCCAAGGUCAGGGUCGUGGGAGAGGAAGGGGUGCCGGUAGGCAAGAUAGAGGGAUCGGCAGAAAGGUACUUGUGCCGGUAUAUAGACGUCCGUAUGUGGUAAGAGGAAAACGCCAAGCCGUCGAGCUGCCGUGUGCGUUGUACGAUUUCCACGACGUGAAAGACUGCAUCACAGUGGAGGAGUGCGAAGAGAUUUGUACUUGAGACGGGAUACACUCAAGUAUCUAAAGUAAUUGGCCAAAUUUACAACCAUUUGAGCCGGGGACUAAUAGAUCCGUGAAAGUUAUACUUGAAAGUUAUCUGCAUCACCCCCUAACAGACAGUAAAUAGAUUUCCUGCUGUGAUAACGAGGCAAGAUGACAAAUGGGUCAGCCAUAUUGAUACACGUAUCAGUUAGUCCGCGGAUCAACUUUGGUUGUGAAUGCAGCAUUAUAGUCGUAAAAAAGCUUGUUUGCCUUCUCAUAUAAAAAAAUUAAAAUUACCUUACAUCACUCUGCAGACACAUUUAGACUUCAAAUAUAAUAAUUUCUGCUUCAUCUUUUUAUUGAAUGACGUCGGUGCUGUUGCUCACAGUAAUGACAAUAUGGACCAAAGAAACAAACACGACGAUAAGCAGUUAGUAUGUGGACAUCAAGACGUCUUGUAUAAAAUGACGUCAUUUGUAGCACUGAUGCCACAUUGAGGCACAAAGCGCAACGUUCUAUGAAAUAUUAUAAACUCUGGUACACAGGAGCUGUAUUCUCAAACGCUUGCAAGUCAUCAUGUCUCUUUAUUUCAAAAAACUGAUUUCUCUAAAAAGUAAUCGUUAACAAUUCCGACUGACGAGAGAUGAAAGCGAAUUUGUAUUUUGAAUAAAAUAUUGUUACUAUAUAUGUGUAAUAAAUUUAUUGGGAGGAAGAGGGCUCUUGAGCUGGCCGCGUAAUUGUCGGAAGAGCUAAUUAACCAAGCCCUCUUAUCCCGUGGUUAUAGUCACGUGACAUUGGCCAUCGAAAAGGCCAGCUGUGGAAUAGCCAGAACGAACACUUCGCAAUCUUGUAUGAGCAGCAAUAACAACAGCGUUUAAAAUAAGUACUUCCAAACAUGUUGUAAGCGCAAGCAAGCAGAGCUGGUAAGUACAAUUAACAUCCGACCCCCAACUCCUCCUACAAAUCACUGGACGGCGUUUUCCUUAUGCCCACCUGUGCCACGUGUAAACAUUACAUUGUAUCAGUUACCGACACGGCGUUUUUUUUAUGCCAUAGUUAUCAUCAGCUUAUUUUCUAGAAUGAUGUGUUUUUUCUUCAGUCAACAGCUAAAAUUGAAAUAACUUUUACCUCCAAUAUU